Molecule: messenger RNA, 1215 nt
Organism: Heterobilharzia americana
Lineage: Eukaryota; Metazoa; Platyhelminthes; Trematoda; Strigeidida; Schistosomatidae
Source: the annotation of a GenBank genome assembly
AUGCUUCGUUUCGAAGUAACGUCACCAUCCAGUUUGACUUUGGUUUCUGGGGCUGCUGAAAUUUUUGGUACUGAACUUGUUUGCGGCUGGGAAUUACAGUUAUAUCCUGGUCAGCGUGGAACUGUCGUCACUUUCCAUGGUUGUAAACUAAUUGUUCAAGAGCAAGGGGUUGCUGCGUACGUAAUGGCUUCAUCAGAGGACCAAGAAAUUGUUCAUAUUUAUAUGAAUAUUCACGCAAACUUGGAAGUCUCACGCCAAAAAGCUGUGAAAGAACAAAGCCGAGGACCACGAGUAUUGGUGUGUGGACAGGAGAGUGUUGGAAAAUCUACACUUUGUCGAACACUAGCAAGUUAUGCAGCCCGUAGAAAACACAAGCCUGUACUUGUAGACGUGAAUGUUGGACUUAAUCAGGUAUGUAUACCAACAACAAUUGCUGCUAUAAGUGUCACUAAACCAUAUGAUUUAAUGGAAGGAUGGGGCCUAGAAGAAGAUCCACUUGUCUUCUGUUUUGGUCACACUGAUCCUGCCAGUAAUUUGAAUCUUUUUCGGGAACAAGUUAAUCGUUUAGCUGAACUCAUAAAUAUUCGUUCUGAGAAUGAUAUGAGCAUUUUCACAAGUGGUUGCAUCAUAAAUAUGAGCGGAUUUCGUAAAGACGAUUCAGAUGGUGGAUCUAGCAAAGAAAGGGUAUUCAAGCGAUACGUACAGCUGCCGCAGCUUUUGAGAUCGACACGUUAUCUUCCGCCUGAAGUGACUAUAGUGCGAUUACCGAAAUCUUCAGGUGCUAUAACUAGAAGUCCAGACCAAUGGACACGUCAACGAGAUACUCGAGUGUGUGCUUAUUUGCAUGGAGAAAACCCUUUAAGAAGACUGCAUCCACAUCAAAUUAUCCUUAAAGCUUCUGAGUAUUCAAUUUAUAAAGUUGGAAGUGAAGCUAUUCCCGAUGCUCUUCUACCACAUGGUGCUCAGGAAGAAGAGACAUGGCGUAAUCCAAUUCAAGUCGCAGUCAGUCGUGAUUUAAAAAAUCGUCUCUUGGCCGUUUCUCAAGCAUCGGAACCUUAUCAAGUUCCAGAAGCACCUGUGUAUGGCUUUAUUGUGGUUGUCAAUGUUUCCGAAGACAAAUCCACAUUUACUAUACUCAGUCCAAGUGCACAUCCUCCUCCAAACAACCUAUUUUUACUAACUAGUAUAUGUUAUGUUGAUCCUGAAAGUAUAUAA